GUACAACCAAAGAUUAUCCAGAUUACUGCUAUACGAAGUUUCCCAAAUGACCCUACCGGAGAAUUCCAACAAAGCAGUCUACAUAACCCUUCUCCAAGUUCCAUUUUUGACUAUCCAAAUUAACAACCCCGACAAGAAGCCCGAUAUACUUCAAAAAGUAAUCCUUCAUUAAUUCCACGCACAAUUUACUGCCAUGGCCAUGGAUUCUAAGUUUUGAUAAGUCGGAGAAAGCUGAUUUGUUCAGAAAGUUGUCCUGAUUUGUGAAUCUUCAGUUGGGAAAUUUUGAGGGGAUUAAUAGGAAUGGCUUGGAGACAUAUCCUAACGCAGGUUGGAUCAGUUGUCAGACAUUCAAGGCAAUCAUCAUCAUUUCCACUUUUGGGUCACAGGCUUCAGCAUGUUCUGUAUAAUCUCCAGAGGGAUUCAGGGAUUGCAAGUAAGCUUCAGAAUCAUCAAAAUAGGCUCCUCUCAAGCUAUGUUGGGAAUUUUGCUCGGAGAGUGAGGGAUUUUGAUGGAGCAAAUGAGGCUUCAUUGUUAAAGGAACUCUAUAGAAAUGAUGCAGAAGGUGUGAUAAGAAUCUUUGAGAGUCACCCGUCUUUGCAGAAUAAUCCAUCAGCACUUGCUGAAUAUUUAAAAGCAUUGGUGGAAGUAGACAGGCUGGAUGAAAGUGCACUGUUGAAGACAUUGCAGAGAGGCAUUGCAAAUUCAUCAAGAGAUGGGGCACGUGUUUCUACUGGUUCUUCCUUAGGAAAUGUUGGUAUUACAACCAAGGAUGGUAUUCUGGGAACAGCAAAUGCUCCCAUCCAUAUGGUGGCAGCCGAAGGGGGUCAUUUUAAGGAACAACUUUGGCGCACAUUUCGAACAAUUGCACUUGCCUUUCUUUUGAUUUCUGGUGUUGGAGCACUUAUUGAGGACCGAGGCAUUAGUAAAGGUCUGGGUCUAAAUGAGGAGGUGCAGCCAAGUAUGGAGUCAAGCACUAAAUUUAGUGAUGUGAAGGGUGUUGAUGAGGCCAAGGCAGAACUAGAGGAAAUAGUUCAUUAUUUACGAGAUCCAAAGCGAUUUACAAGACUUGGUGGCAAGUUGCCAAAAGGAGUUUUGCUUGUUGGACCCCCAGGGACAGGGAAAACUAUGCUGGCUAGGGCCAUUGCUGGUGAGGCUGGAGUUCCUUUCUUUUCUUGCAGUGGAAGUGAAUUUGAAGAAAUGUUUGUGGGUGUUGGAGCACGAAGGGUACGUGAUCUGUUUGCAGCUGCAAAGAAGCGGUCGCCUUGUAUCAUAUUUAUAGAUGAAAUUGAUGCAAUUGGAGGCAGCCGUAAUCCUAAAGAUCAGCAAUAUAUGAAAAUGACUCUAAAUCAGUUACUGGUGGAGCUUGAUGGAUUCAAACAAAAUGAAGGAAUAAUAGUUAUUGCUGCUACAAAUUUUCCAGAAUCAUUGGAUAAAGCAUUGGUCAGACCUGGUCGAUUUGAUCGUCAUGUUGUAGUACCCAACCCUGAUGUUGAAGGUCGAAGACAAAUCAUGGAAUCACACAUGUCAAAGGUUUUGAAGGCGGACGAUGUGGAUUUAAUGAUUAUUGCUCGAGGAACGCCAGGAUUUUCUGGUGCUGAUCUUGCAAAUUUGGUGAAUGUUGCUGCUCUUAAAGCUGCAAUGGAUGGUGCUAAAUCUGUGACUAUGGAACAUCUUGAGUUUGCAAAAGAUAAGAUAAUGAUGGGAAGUGAACGUAAGUCUGCUGUAAUUUCGGAUGAAUCAAGACAAUUAACAGCCUAUCAUGAAGGAGGGCAUGCGCUUGUGGCAAUACACACGGAUGGUGCACUUCCUGUACAUAAAGCUACAAUUGUGCCAAGAGGAAUGUCUCUUGGAAUGGUUUCACAGCUUCCUGAAGUAGAUCAAACUAGUAUUUCUCGUAAGCAGAUGCUAGCACGUCUAGAUGUCUGUAUGGGUGGAAGAGUUGCAGAAGAGCUGAUUUUUGGAGAAAGUGAGGUGACGUCAGGAGCUUCCUCAGAUAUCAAACAGGCGACAAAACUUGCCAGAGCGAUGGUGACAAAAUAUGGAAUGAGCAAGGCUGUAGGUGUUGUUGAACACAACUAUGACGAUAAUGGGAAGAGCAUGAGUACAGAGACGCGACAACUUAUUGAGAAUGAAGUAAGAGAUUUUCUACAAAAAGCAUAUGAAAAUGCAAAACACAUUCUAACCACACACCAAAAAGAGUUGCAUGCACUUGCAAAGGCACUCCUUGAACAUGAGACACUUAGUGGGAAUCAAAUCAAAUCUUUGCUUGUGCAAGUAAAUAGUCAGUCUCAAUCUCUUUCGUCAACUCCACAAACGUCUGCUGCACCUUCUCCACCUCCACCAUCUGCAGCCUCAGCUGCUGCUGCUGCUGCAGCUGCGGCCGCUGCUGCCGCAGCAGCUGCAGCAAAAGGUAAAGGUGUUGCACAACCAGUAGGAUCUUGACAGAUUUUAAUGCUAGCUUUCUUGUUGUAAUUAUCAUUUCAUGUGGGGAGUGAGUUUGUAGAUUUCCAGUAGCUCAUGUCACAACGAAACAGGUAGUGCAUAAGUUGCUGAGUCAACUCUUGAAGCAUGCUUGCGACAAGGAUGUAUCGCCCCAUUAUACCUUGAUUUAUUUGGGAAAUGUAAUUUUUGAAAGAGCACAUUUAUACAUUACCCCCUUCUCCUGAAGUGUAAUCAACACAUUAUGAUUUGUAAUUUGUAAUGUUCUGAUGAAUUGCUGGAGAAUGAUAUGUGUUGUUGCUCCCACUGAAAAUCUUAGUCAAUAGGUAAUGAGAUAUACUAGUUUGACCAUGGCGUAGUGGAAAGCACUGUAAUGUGAUAUUAUCUCACUACCCAAAUCAGACUUCAAAAUUAUUUUUCAUGAAAUUAACAUCAUACUGGAAUUUUUUAAUUUUA
This is a messenger RNA of Cryptomeria japonica (Japanese cedar), 2895 nucleotides long. RefSeq names its product ATP-dependent zinc metalloprotease FTSH 5, mitochondrial. Bases 301 to 2442 code for a protein of 713 amino acids. Gene Ontology annotation, molecular function: metalloendopeptidase activity; ATP-dependent peptidase activity; ATP binding. Gene Ontology annotation, biological process: proteolysis. Gene Ontology annotation, cellular component: chloroplast thylakoid; membrane. The transcript has 8 exons. The record is from RefSeq and is a predicted model, not a curated record. NCBI's taxonomy places the organism in Eukaryota, Viridiplantae, Streptophyta, Pinopsida, Cupressales, Cupressaceae.